Messenger RNA from Paramecium sonneborni, 480 nucleotides. Lineage: Eukaryota; Ciliophora; Oligohymenophorea; Peniculida; Parameciidae. The record is from the annotation of a GenBank genome assembly.
AUGAACUAAUCAUUUUUUGAAAGUUGGGUUAUGGAUCAACUCAAUUAAAAUGAAGAAACAUAAAAAACUAAAAUCAAAAAAGAAAAGAAAAAACCUAGAUCUAAAGAAUUUCUAUAAAACUUAAAAGAAAUGACUGAAUUAGAAGUACAAUUUAAUGAAAUGACUCUAUCUGAUAAAUCUUAAAGGUAAUCAUCUAUUUAAAAAAUCGAUUUUGGGAAAUUUGUUAACAUUUCUAGUGUUCAAGAUGAGGAAUUUCUUAAAUGGAUUUUAUCAUAACUUAGACUUUAUUUCUAAUCUAAAAAAAUUAGUUUAGUAUCAAACAAAAUAGAUUUUCUAUUUAAUUUACUCUUUGAUGAAAAAGAGAUAGAUUUUUUAGAAAAAGGAAUUUGCUCUAGAUUAGGAAUAGAGAAUAAUUCUCUUAAUGUCCAAGAAUAAAAGAUUUUUUUAAAGAAUAUUUUUUGUAACAUCUUUGAAUUUUGA